GGUUUAGGCCACAUUAACAAGACACAGAAUUGAUGGAAAUAUGGUUAAGUAUAGCAUGAAAGGAUUGCUUAAGACAUCCCACAUCAUGCUGCAGUUGUGCCGAGAUUAUGUCUGUGCUGUUCUUCCAUGCCAUGAAGUACAAGCCACAUGAUCCCAAGAACCCUAACAAUGAUCGGUUUGUACUGUCAAAGGGCCAUGCAGCUCCAAUUUUGUAUGCGGCCUGGGCUGAGGCUGGUUACCUGAAUGUAGAUCAGUUAUUAACACUGAGGAAAAUGGGUUCCAUUCUUGAAGGGCACCCUGUUCCGAAACUAGCUUUUGUCGAUGUUGCUACUGGAUCCUUGGGGCAGGGUCUAGGAGCUGCUGCUGGCAUGGCUUAUACUGGGAAAUAUUUUGAUAAAGCCAGUUAUCGUGUGUUCUGCCUAUUGGGAGAUGGAGAAUCAUCUGAAGGCUCAGUCUGGGAGGCAAUGGCAUUUGCUUCUCACUACAGACUUGACAAUUUAUUGGCUAUUAUUGAUGUGAACCGCCUGGGUCAAAGCGACCCUGCUCCACUGCAGCACAAAGUUGAAGUCUACCGCAAACGUUGCGAAGCUUUUGGCUGGACUACUGAAGUGGUAGAUGGGCACAGUGUUGAUGAACUCUGCAAAGCCUUUUGGCAGGCCACCAUGGUCGAAAACAAGCCAUGUGUUAUUAUUGCUAAGACCACUAAAGGAAAAGGCAUUGAAGGUGUUGAGGAUAAAGAGAAUUGGCAUGGCAAGGCCAUUCCAAAAGAUAAACUGCAAGAAACUAUUCAAGCAAUCAAAUGUAGGAUCCUGGAGGGCAAGAAACUUACCCCAGGGCAGCCAGUGGAAAAUGCACCAAAUGUGAAUAUUGAAGACAUCCAACUUGGUGCACCACCCAAAUAUAAGCAUGCCGAAAAGGUAGCCACGCGAAAAGCCUUUGGAACUGCCCUGGCAAAAAUAGGUCGUAGCAAUGACCGUGUUAUUGCUUUAGAUGGUGAUACAAAGAACUCAACAUUUUCAGAAAUGUUUAAAAAGGAUUAUCCCAAGCGUUAUAUUGAGUGUUUCAUAGCAGAACAGAACAUGGUAAGUGUUGGUAUUGGCUGUUGUGCACGGAACAGGACUGUUCCAUUUGUCAGCACUUUUUCUACUUUUUUCUCCCGAGCAUUUGAUCAAAUUCGCAUGGCAGCAAUUUCUGAAAGCAAUAUCAAUCUUGUUGGAUCCCACUGUGGUGUCUCAAUUGGUGAGGAUGGACCUUCCCAGAUGGGUUUGGAAGAUAUUGCUAUGUUCCGUGCCAUUCCCACAGCAACAAUUUUUUAUCCAAGUGAUGCCGUGUCAACUGAGCGGGCAGUAGAGUUGGCUGCUAAUACCAAGGGUAUUUGCUUUAUACGAACCAGCCGACCAGAAACUACAAUAAUUUAUAAAAAUACUGAAGUCUUUGAAGUGGGAAAAGCUAAG
Rhincodon typus (whale shark) is the source of this 1454-nucleotide messenger RNA. Its product is annotated as transketolase b. NCBI's taxonomy places the organism in Eukaryota, Metazoa, Chordata, Chondrichthyes, Orectolobiformes, Rhincodontidae. Gene Ontology annotation, biological process: pentose-phosphate shunt, non-oxidative branch; ribose phosphate biosynthetic process. The transcript is spliced from 11 exons. The record is from RefSeq and is a predicted model, not a curated record. Gene Ontology annotation, cellular component: extracellular exosome; endoplasmic reticulum membrane. Gene Ontology annotation, molecular function: thiamine pyrophosphate binding; transketolase activity. The annotation marks the transcript as partial.